Entamoeba invadens IP1 is the source of this 930-nucleotide messenger RNA. RefSeq lists its product as hypothetical. NCBI's taxonomy places the organism in Eukaryota, Evosea, Mastigamoebida, Endamoebidae. Gene Ontology annotation, biological process: regulation of autophagy; cellular response to amino acid stimulus; positive regulation of TOR signaling. Gene Ontology annotation, molecular function: GTP binding; GTPase activity. The transcript is spliced from 2 exons. The record is from RefSeq and is a predicted model, not a curated record. Gene Ontology annotation, cellular component: nucleus; Gtr1-Gtr2 GTPase complex; lysosome. Bases 1 to 930 code for a protein of 309 amino acids.
AUGAACAAAAUCAUCAAGAAGAAAGUCCUCCUGAUGGGGAAGGGCGGCGCGGGGAAGACCUCGAUGCGGACAAUCCUAUUUUCGAAUUACCUCCCUGCCCAAACGCAACAGUUGACGGUGACUAUCGGGGUCGACCACUCUCAAAUAUCGUUUCUAGGGAAUUACACGUUAAAUUUAUGGGAUUGUGGUGGACAGAAACUGUUUAUGGAUGCCUUUUUGAACACGCAAAAGUCGUCGAAUUUCAAGAGUGUCGAGGCAUUGAUAUACGUCUUUGACGUGACAUCGGAAACGUUUGAUAAAGACAUCCAAGAAUAUCGCGCGGUCUUAGAGAAGCUGUAUGAAUACUCACCGAAUGCGAAAUUGUUUUCUUUAGUCCAUAAGAUGGACGCAUUUGCGGACGAUGAGAAGGACUAUCACUACUUACAAAUGGAAGGGAAGAUCAAAUUAGUGUCGAAGCCAUUCCACGUCGUGUGCUUUGGGACAUCCAUUUACGACGAUACAUUAUACUUUGCUUGGUCGUCGAUUACGUACUCGUUGAUUCCAAUGAUCAACGAAGUCGAGACGAAGUUGAAUCAGUUUUGUAACUUCAUAGAAGCCGACGAAAUAGUUGUGUACGAGGCGUCAAGUCUCUUGGUGAUGAGUUACUCGUCACGCGUCGAAUUUAGUGAGUCCAGAAGAUUUGAAAACGUGUCGACAAGCAUUAAAAGCUUCGAUCAUAGUUGCGCGGAACUGAAGAAAACAAAAUUCAAGAAUUUCCAAGUGUGUCUCCCUGAUAAGAAAAUAUACUUCGACUCAUUCACAUCAAGCACAUACAUCAUGGUCAUCUUCUCUAAUAAAGCACUCACGUUCGCUAAUGUCGCUUUGAAUGUGAACGCCGUGAGAGACGAAUUUGAAAACUUGAUCGGGUUUAAAGGCGAUGACGACUGCUGA